AGAGAGUUGGGGAGGGAGGUACAGAAGGAAAAGGAGUGGCCUUCUGCUGAUAGUCGCCCUCUCUACCGGAGUAAAGUCUUCUCUCAGUGGCAGCUUUACAGGAGGGAAAACAAACCAGAAGUUUUGAGAUACAGAACAGGGAAGGAGAGAGAAGAAAAGGGAGAGCUGUCCUCAAACCAUAGUUUCUCUCAGACUGUAUGUGGGUUUUAUACAGUCAUGGCAUCAGCAGCUCCACCAAAAAGGAUGGUGUCUUCUUUCUUCAUCACUCUGGCGUCUCCUCACCGAGCCACUGUCACACAGCAGCAGCCUGCUCUCCAAGCCCACAGUACCCCGGCUAGAGACAAGCAGCAUGCUGCUGCACGAAUCAGCCCAAGUGACAACACCCCUGCCCUAAGACAUAAGAAAGAGGACCACUCACAGCCUGAGUCUUACGGCAGUGUAGACAGCAAAGGCUGGGCUCAUGGGGGGGCCUCAGCCCCAGCUUCAGACCCUCAGAGCCCAAAACCUGCCCAACCUGGAACCAGCAGAGGACAGCUGCAAGAACAAGACAGAUGUGCUGCAGAGCUCUUCCCUCCACCUCCUCCUCCUCCUCCUCCUCCUGCUGCUGCUGCUGGACUGCCUUCAUCUCUGGGAACAUCGCUCUCUGAAGAAUCAGCACUUCCACCACCUCCUCCUGCCCAGACACUUCCCUCUUGCCCUCUGACCCCAGGCCAGCAGCCAGUUUACAACAGAGAGGUGGAAACAAGCACACCAUCUAGUGGAUUCAAACAAGAUGAACAAUCCCACGGGAUCCAUAAAAAUGGCCAAGACACGAGCAGGGAGAGUAAAGAGGUGUGUGGCUUCUGUCGGAAACCCGUGGCUCUUUCUGAACCUGCAAUAGAGGCCUUAAACAGGACGUACCAUGACGGUUGCUUCCAGUGUAGAUCUUGUCACAUUCCCCUGGCUGGUAAACAGUAUUACAACAAGGCAGGGAUCCCGCUCUGUGAAGACUGCUACCAGGCCAGUCUGGAACUCUGCUGGGCCUGUGGGGAGGCUAUCACAGAUCAUGUGAUCCGCGCACUGGAGCGCGCAUACCAUCUUUCCUGUUUUACCUGCGCAACAUGUAAACAGCAAAUUGGAGAGCAAGCUUUUGCUCAGGGAGAAGUUGGAGAGGUUUAUUGCCUCCAGGACUAUUACAGGAAGUACGCUCCCAAGUGUAACGCCUGCAAAAAACUAAUCAUUCCAAAGGAAGAUGGUACCGACAGCUACAACGUUGAAUGCCUCGGACGCUCUUACCACGAGAACUGCUACAGAUGUGAGGUCUGCGUCAUCCAGCUCUCUCCUGAACCAAAUGAGCACGGCUGCUACCCUUUGGACGGGAAGAUGCUUUGCAAAUCUUGCCACCUGAGUCUGGUUUCUGGUCAGCACUAACACUGGCGUUACCGCCCCGGGAUCAACUGCAACUGAGGGAAAAGUGACACGACUCCAGCUUCAGAGAAGUGGGAGACUUUGCAUGUGCAUUUAAGACUCUGGAACACUAAUGUCACACAUCUUUAUUUUUCUUCCAAUAGAACAAUAAUGAAAUAUUUUUUACAGUAUAUCAUGCUUUCUGAAGAUCCUCCUAUUCUUCUUUUAUACUUGAUAAUUUUGCACUCAAUAAACUCUACAAAAAUGCACCAAAUAUAUUUAUGCCACAGACUUUGCAGAAAAAAUAACAAUGUACGGCGAACAUUAUUUGAGUUUUUAUCUCAACCAGUAUUCUGUUUCUCAAUCACAUUAAUCCUUUAUAUAAAAAAAUAAAACUCUAUAUAAAAAAACAUUUAUAUAAAAGUGAAGUAAUAUAUUUUAUCUCGAGGCAGGCUCCAACAUACAUAAGAUGUGUUACAUUACAAAUACAAUCAAUAAGUAGUCAAACAUGAGAAAAAAGACAAUUUAAUUCAGAAUUGUAUUAAACGGCCUGAAUAUAAAAAUUUUAAAACACAUUUGUGUCGGUCCAAGAACAGUUUUUGAUCAUACUGGCAGGACAAUAAGUAAACACCAGAACUGAAUACAUUAGAGCCUUUAUAAAAUAAUGUGUAACCGAGCACUAUAACACAUCUUAAAUCAUUAUGGACCAAAACUUGAAGGUGCUUUAGAUGUAAAUGUGAGUCAAUCCAAACUUUUUCCCACAUAAAGAUCCUCACAGGGUCUGUUCACAUUGAUUUGACAUUACAAUAUUAAAGUCUCAUUCAGAUCCCAGGUGAAUUAUGUUGUUAUUUAUGUUCUCUAUCUCUAAAUGACAUGUUUAUAUUUCUGUGUAUCAGAAACAUUUAUUAAAACAUUUUUCUGGAAAAAGUAAA
Messenger RNA from Dicentrarchus labrax (European seabass), 2318 nucleotides. RefSeq names its product filamin-binding LIM protein 1. Gene Ontology annotation, cellular component: stress fiber; focal adhesion. The transcript is spliced from 8 exons. The record is from RefSeq and is a predicted model, not a curated record. Gene Ontology annotation, biological process: cell-cell adhesion. Lineage: Eukaryota; Metazoa; Chordata; Actinopteri; Moronidae. Gene Ontology annotation, molecular function: filamin binding. The coding region runs from base 217 to 1410 and encodes 397 amino acids.